Bicyclus anynana (squinting bush brown) is the source of this 640-nucleotide messenger RNA. RefSeq lists its product as uncharacterized. The coding region runs from base 104 to 628 and encodes 174 amino acids. The record is from RefSeq and is a predicted model, not a curated record. The transcript is spliced from 3 exons. NCBI's taxonomy places the organism in Eukaryota, Metazoa, Arthropoda, Insecta, Lepidoptera, Nymphalidae.
GUAAACCCAGAAAAAAAUACUUGUUCAAUUUAAUUUUUUAUCUUCAUAUUUAAAAAAGCGGCAAGAUUAAUAAUAAAAAUACAGUUAAUUUUAUUACUUUAAAAUGCGCAACGUUGAAAUAAAAGCCAGAGUGAAUGAUUUUGACGCAAUAUGCAAGAUUGCCGAAGAGUUAAGCGGUGGAAGUCCGAAGUUAAUUCCACAGGACGAUACGUUUUACAAAGUGAACAACGGCAGACUAAAGAUGAGGGUGUACGCUGACGAAUCUGCGACCCUCGUAAGAUAUGAUCGUGAUGAUGAGCAAGGUCCAAAGCUGUGUGAUUACGAUCUUCUGGAGUUUUCUGUCAACGAACGAGACAAGUCAAAGGAGUUGGACGAUAUACUUAAAAAGUGUAUGGGCAUACGUGGAAGAGUUGUGAAAGAGAGAAGACUGUACAUGGUCGGCCAAACUCGCAUACACAUAGACAAAGUGCAAGACCUCGGUAACUUCAUGGAGUUGGAAGUAGUGCUCCGACCUGAGCAGAGCUUAGAAGAAGGACAAGAAAUAGCACGAGAUCUCCAGAACAAACUUGGUGUAGAGAACAAAGACUUGAUACAGUGUGCCUAUGUUGAUUUGUUGGAUAAUAAAUAAUCUUGUAAUGUU